CAACAUGUCUUGUCGGAUGGGCUACCAAUCUACCGCAGACUCCAAUCCGAUGAUCAGGAUUCUGUGCGCUUAUUCACCGUAGAAGAUCUUAUUGUUAUCACGAAGCAACUUACGCACCGUAGUAGAUCUUAUUGUUAUCGUGUUCUGAAGCACGCAAUUCAUUCAAUUGAAUGG
This is a messenger RNA of Suillus clintonianus, 174 nucleotides long. RefSeq lists its product as uncharacterized. Lineage: Eukaryota; Fungi; Basidiomycota; Agaricomycetes; Boletales; Suillaceae. The transcript has a single exon. The record is from RefSeq and is a predicted model, not a curated record. The annotation marks the transcript as partial.